AUUUCUAACCUAUAUCUCAUCUUUGAAUAGCAAAUUGGUUGGUUGAGCAUUAACGAAGACUUUCUGCGUUGACAGGAAAAUUCAUAUUUGCUUCUGCACAGAUUAAACUUCAGAUUUCGAUUCUUUCUUCGUGAGGAAAUUUCUUUAUUCUUUGUAUACUUCGUUAAAAAUGGCUGAAUUAGGAGGAGCUGUGCUUGGGGCAGUAGUAUCAGAAUUGCUGAAAGCAGUUCUUCGGGAGAAAGAUAACGCGAUGAGUUUCAGACCCUACUUGGAACGGCUCAAUUCCACACUAGAAAAAGUGAUACCCAAAGUUGAAGAAAUUCAACGAAUAAAUCAAGAUGAUAAACCUGAAGUGAAGAAAUUGAGGAUGAUACUAAGCGAAGGAAUAAAUUUAGUAGACAAGUGUUCAACAGUUCAGUCCUGGAAUUAUUACUUGAAAAAUAAGUAUUCAAGGCUUUUACAUGAGUUGGAUAAUAACUUGAUCAGGUUCUUUCAGUUGGAUGUGCAGACAGCUAUUUGGUGUGAUGUUGGACAGAUCUUGGAUAAAAUGAAUGAUAUGAAUCAGAAAAUAGAUCAGUUAACAGCAGAAAGAGGAUGCAGUAGUAGUUACAAUACAGGAGUUGAAAUUAGCACAUCUAUGGGCGGGGUUGGAAAGCCAAAUCUAUCACAAGGGUUAGAUUUGAAGGAUUCGCGCAAGUUUCGUCGUUCCAAAAAGAUUAGGAACACAAAUAUGUCGAGCGCAGCUCCGUACGAUGAUUUGAUUGUACCGAAGUUUAGAGAUGAUGACAGUGUUGAAACUUCUACUGAAUAUGCGGGUGGGAUUGGAAGGUCAAGUUUACCACAAGAAUUAAAUUUGAAGGCAUUGAACAAGGUUGGGGUCAUUCAAUUAGAGCACAGGACUCUAUAUGAGUCUGUUCAGUUGGUGUCAGUAAGGUUUUUACAGGUUUUUCAACCAAGGGGGGUAGUUGAUGACGGUUUCAAUCGAGUAAAGAAGGAACAUCAGCGACACAUGGAACUGGUUGAGAGGGUUAGUCACGAAAAUGUGGCUCCGCUUAGGGCAUAUUACUGUUCUUUUGGUGCUCUUAAGCAGCGGUAUCUUACUUUGGUGUAUGAUUAUAACGAAAAGGAUAGUGUUUUCGAAAUGCUGCACGGAAAAAAACAGGUUCCUUUUCCCUGGGAUGCUCGGCUAAGGGUAGCAAUUGGCGUAGCAAGAGGCAUUGCUAUCAUACAUACACAAGAUUGUGGAAACUUCUACCACGGGGAUCUAAUAUCCCAACAUAUUUCCAUGAAUGCCAAAGGCUAUGGUUGCAUUUCAGACCUCGGCAGGUGCACUAGUGGAUAUGCAUACGCUGCAAAAUGUUGUCAGCAAUCAGAUAUAUACCACUAUGGGGUUCUUCUCCUUGAACUCGUAACUGGGAACAUCCCUGGUUUUUUCUUUCAGAACUCUGAAGUUCAUUCGAAUUUGGUUAACGAGUUUAAUAAAUACUUUACUAGUAGUACAGAUCAAUUGGUUAGAAAGGUGCGGUACUUUGCUCGUCGUAAGCAAUGGAAGUCGGAAGAAACAUUUAAUUUUCAAGUAUUGGAUUGUGAAUUAUUGAAGCAUUAUGAAAAAUUUGGAGGACAAAUGAUACAGAUGUUACGGAUAGCAUUGGAUUGUGUUUCAGAUAUGGUGCCGAAAACGGAUCAUGUGCUGAAAAUGGUGGAGGACAUUCGACUAUUCUGAUUAAGACAUGGAACUAUUACUCAGAUCUUUGCAUCUACUUUUGGUCGAUCAGCCAAUCUUUUGCGAAAAAUUGGAAAACAAGAUCAGAGGUAAAAAUUAAAAUGCAUGGAAACAAUUCCUUUGUCUUCAAGGAAUUUAGGGUGCUUUUUGUUUGGUCAAUAAACUGCUUGUUGUGAGGCCUUGGAGCCCUAUGAUUGAACAUACCGCAAUUGCUAGUUUUAUUGGAAAGCCCUUGAUGAUUGAUGAAUGUACUCUAACCAAAACUAUGACUUACUAAUGCUUGAGUGCUUGUAGAAAUUAGCAUUGAUUUGUUCUGUA
Papaver somniferum (opium poppy) is the source of this 2041-nucleotide messenger RNA. Its product is annotated as inactive leucine-rich repeat receptor-like serine/threonine-protein kinase At1g60630. Gene Ontology annotation, molecular function: protein kinase activity; ATP binding. Bases 170 to 1723 code for a protein of 517 amino acids. Gene Ontology annotation, biological process: protein phosphorylation. The transcript has 2 exons. Lineage: Eukaryota; Viridiplantae; Streptophyta; Magnoliopsida; Ranunculales; Papaveraceae. The record is from RefSeq and is a predicted model, not a curated record.